AAGAUUCUUUUGAAGAUGCAGAUGAGAAUAUGGAUGAAGAAUUAGAUUCUUCUUUUGAAGAUAUAGUUAAGAAUAUGGAUGAAGAAGUAGAUUCUUCUAAUAAAGGUGCAGAUAAUGAUUUUGGUGAAGAG
Molecule: messenger RNA, 131 nt
Organism: Racocetra persica
Lineage: Eukaryota; Fungi; Glomeromycota; Glomeromycetes; Diversisporales; Gigasporaceae
Source: the annotation of a GenBank genome assembly